Messenger RNA from Hyla sarda, 1239 nucleotides. RefSeq names its product V-set domain-containing T-cell activation inhibitor 1-like. The coding region runs from base 59 to 1066 and encodes 335 amino acids. The record is from RefSeq and is a predicted model, not a curated record. The transcript has 8 exons. Lineage: Eukaryota; Metazoa; Chordata; Amphibia; Anura; Hylidae.
UUUACUUAACCAGAAAGAAGACGACUUCUGGCCUGAAAUCCUUCAAGGUGGAAAAGAAAUGUAUUGUCUCCAAGUAAAUGAAGAUGAAGGGAGACAGGGAGUCAAGAUGGUCUGCAAUGUGCACCUCAAAAUCAAAAUACUCCUAUUCAUAAUAUUCCUUCUCCUUGUGGUUGUAAUCGGCCUCAUUAUUGGCCUCUGUGUGCCAGGUUACGCUCCCAUUUUUGAGGUGAGAACCCGUGAUGCUAAUGGAAAGGUGGGUGAGAGCGUGAUCCUCCAUUGCGCCUUCACCUCUGAUGGGACACAAUCCAGUAAUGUCCUAUGGGAGAAGGUGGGAGACGCUGGAGUCGUGUACAGAUAUGAGAAUGGAAACAUCUUAUUGGACAACCAGAACCCAAACUUUACCAACCGGACAUCACUCUUCCUUGAACUUCUGCCUGCAGGAGACGCUUCCCUGACUAUAGAUAAUCUGCAGAUGAAGGACGCUGGAGAAUAUAUGUGUACAGUAACCAAUUCCAAAGGAAAGAAAGCAAGAGGUCUGAGACUCAAUGUGGGGGUUUUUUCAGAUCUAGUGAUGACGCUGAUCUCCCAGAACACCCUGCGCUGUUCAUCCCCCAGCUGGUUCCCCAGACCUAGUGUACAAUGGCGAAAUGAUUCAGGAUAUAACCUCACCAGCUUCUCUAACACCACCUAUGAGCCCGGGCCCAGCGGCACAUUCAUGGUUAACUCUGAGUUCAAGAAUGCAGAAAAGAAUAAAUAUUAUACAUGUGUUAUCGAGAAUGACCAUGGCCAUCAACAAGGCAAAGCUUUAAUCACAGACACCGGCCUACAGUGGUGGAUCAAUCGAGGGACCCUGUCAGAACAUGAUAACUCUCCCACACCAGAAACUUCCAUUGUUCCCCCUCAACCUCCUGAUAUCUGGGACCCUGUGUUACCCACUGAAAUAUCCGACCCACUAUAUAAUGAAGACACCGGCCUACAGUGGUGGAUCGAUCAAGGGACCCUGUCAGAACAUGAUAACUCUCCCACACCAGAAACUUCCAUUGUUCCCCCCUCAAGCACCUCCUGAUAACUGGGACCCUGUGUUACCCACUGAAAUGUCCGACCCACUAUAUAAUGAAGAUUACCCAAGGCGAGCAGACUAUUGCAAGCACUUAGUAUUCCGCAGAUCACUGGCUAUCUUCCAUUGAAUACAUUUUUACACUCUGGAUUCCCGGUUGCCCAUCAGCAGAUCCUGCCCCU